Messenger RNA from Moneuplotes crassus, 4596 nucleotides. NCBI's taxonomy places the organism in Eukaryota, Ciliophora, Spirotrichea, Euplotida, Euplotidae. The record is from the annotation of a GenBank genome assembly.
AAUCCCUCGAACAAAUAUGGGAAUACCAAAAUUUUUUAGGUGGCUGGUUAGGCGUUACCCUAUGAUCCUUGCAGACAUAAAGGAAGAAAAUGAUGUCCCACCUAUAGAUAAUCUCUACCUGGAUUUAAACGGAGUCGUUCACAAUGCAACUCACUCUAAUGAUCCCAAGAAGCUGGAAAGAAUCAGUAAAGCGAAAGACUUCGAAGUCAUCUGGGCUGAAGUGGUCCAAUACAUAGAUGAUAUCAUUCAUCUUGUCAAGCCCAAGGAGAUGAUCAUGUUUGCUGUUGAUGGAGUUGCCCCACGUGCUAAGAUGAAUCAGCAAAGAUCCAGGCGUUUCAAAACAGCACAGGAAAGACACGAGCUGAAGAAACUUGCAGAUGAUGCUUUGAUUGAACAAGAUCCCGAGCUACAAGUGUCUGAUAUGUUUGAUGUGAACUCUAUCUCACCAGGAACAGACUUCAUGGUGGAGUUGAACCGCAAGUUGGAUUACUACAUUCAACAUAAGAUAAACACUGAUCCUCUCUACUCGAAGAUAAAGAUAAUCCUCAGUGGAAGUGAUGUCCCUGGAGAAGGAGAACACAAGAUUAUGGAGUACAUCAGAGAAUACAAAAACUCUGAUUACUACCAUGAAGGCACCAGACACUGUAUUUAUGGACAAGAUGCUGAUCUGAUCAUGCUUUCCUUGCUCAGUCAUGAGCCAAACUUCACCAUUAUCAGAGAAGAGGUGAAAUAUAAGCGUGAACAAGUUGAAGGAAUUGUUAGGAACGAAUUUAUCAUGACCAACAACUUCCAACUGCUCUACCUUCCUGUGCUCAGGCAGUACCUUGACAUGGAAUUUAAGCCAGUGAUUGAGAAAUUGGAGCUAGAGUACAACCUCGAACGAGUCAUUGACGACAUUAUCUUUUUCUGCUUCUUUGUUGGAAAUGAUUUCUUACCAUCCUUGAGUGUACUCGAUAUUGCAGAAGCAAGUGUAGAUACUCUCUUCGAGAUCUACAAGACAACUCUCUCCGACAUUGGUGACUAUGUCACCGAGAACGGACUGAUUUACUGGGAUAGAGCUGAAAAGCUUAUCGAGGGACUAGCAUCCCACGAACUGGACGUCCUUCAUUCCAGAAUGAAAAAGAUCAUGAACUUUGAGAAAAGAGCUGAAGACCAAGAGGCCCAGUUCUUCAAAGGCGUCCAACGUAUCCAAUACUUCAAACUCAAAGAGAAAAAGCAUGAGUUGAUCAAACAAAAGAAGCAGAACCUAGUAGACAGACUUGUUAAGGAAGGAAAAGACAAAGAAUACAAGCGCAACAAGGUUGCCAAUAGACCAAGAGAGCUAGUCAAAAUGAAGCUCGAAAUUAAGAAAAAGGAUAAAGCUCUUAAGAAGAGAAGGGACAACGACGGCCAAGAAUACCAAAGCAACAGCCAAAAGCUUCCCUUUGGCUUUAUCAAGACUGGCUCUAGUGACUCUAGUGACAACGAUAAUUGGCUAGAAGAGGAUUAUCAUGAAAAACCAGAAGAAAGCGAAGAGUUAGCUGAGAUAAACCAAAAGCCAGACGGACCUGAUGAUGCUACAGUCAAGGAAGAGAAAAAGGAGUCCAAGAAAGAGCAAGUAGUUGAGAAAGCUCCUGAAAACCCUGAAGAAGGAAAGACUGAAGCGAAGAAAGCACCUGAAGACUCUAAAGCUACUGGAGAAGACCAAGAAGAGACUAUUGAUACAAAUGUUGACACCAAAAAUCCAGAGGAAUCAAAGGACUUCUUUGACGGUGAUGGAGAGCUCAGUGAUCUCGAUAUCAAAGACCUAGAUGACUCCGAUGUUAGUGAUGUUGAUAUUGAAGAACUUGCAGAGAUUGAGGAAGGAGUUGAAGGCUCUCUCAACAAAGACAUGAUUGUUCAGCUCAAAAUUGCAGAAGAGAGCAGAAGGAAAAAUCAGUCAUUUGUCAAGAAUCUCUGUGAAAGAUAUAAAGAAAAUCCAAAUUCUGCAAAGGCUUACUACUAUAAAGAGAAAGUAGAUUUUGAUGUCUACACGAUUGUUGGAAAAGAAUGCAGAAAUGAAAUGCUAAGAGAAUACCUUAUUGGAAUGCAAUGGGUUCUCUUCUAUUACUACAGAGGAGUACAGCACUGGGGUUUCUAUUACAAAUACCAUUACCCACCAAUGAUUUCAGACAUCACAAACAUUACUGAACUUUUGGGCGGAACUUCUACUAUUGAGAACUUUGAUUCUUGCACAAGUGAGAAUAGACCUUUCUAUCCAUUCGAACAAUUGUUAACUAUUCUUCCACCAGAUUCAAUCCAAAACUUGCUGCCUAAAUGCUAUUAUGACAACUUCAUUGAGAAUCCUACUUUCAAGGAAUUUUACCCACUCACAUUUGAUAUGGAUCUGAACGGAAGAUCAAUGCCUUGGGAAGCUAUCGUCUUGAUCCCCUUCAUUGAUGAGAAAGUCCUCAUUGCUUAUGAAAAACAACUUUCUGAGGAAGGAAAGCUCGUCAUGGAACAAAAGGAUAUCGACAGAAACAAGAGAGGUAUUCAAAAGAUGUACUAUAAAGAACAAACCCUCUCUUCUUUUCCGAUCCCUGAACCUGAGUUCCAUGGAUUCAAUUUUGGAGAGAAGAACCAUUGCAAGAUUGUAGAACAACCUCCAGACAAUGAAGAGUACAUCGGUGUUCAUUUCAUUGAUUAUAAAAUGACCCACACAAAGCUUGUAGAGGAUUAUCCAACCCUCGAAAAUCUCCACAUCAGCAAAGUGGCUCUGCUACCUCGUAACAUGAAAGGUACUAGGUUUGAGAUCCCACAAGUGUACAUCGAUCAUGAAUGGGUAAAAGAUUUUAACAUCACAAAACUAGCCAAAGAGUUUGUGUCAAGAAAGAGAGAAGCUGUCUACAUCGAUUACCCAUUCAAGAGAGAAGCAUUCGUUUACAGUAUAAUCUCCCAUGAUGAAUAUUAUGAUGUAUACAACAGUUGGUUAGCUGGUACUGAUAGAAGACUUAUCCAAGAGACAACAGAUCAGCAAUGGUACGAAGCUACGUCAAACUGUGACAGAGCUCUUAAUGCUUUCAACAUCAGCUGUCCCAAGAUUGAUGUGAUUGUAGGAAUCAAUAGAGUAACAGGCGUUAAUUGGAAUCAAUAUACGAAUACAUAUGAGAAGGAGUACAAACCUGAAGUCGAAUAUUUCCCACUACAGAUGCUGAGUUUCGACAGAGAAGACAGUCACUACCUCAACCUGACUAAAAGAAUUCAAGAGCCACUCUCAAGGUUUGAAACUUAUAGAAAAGUUAUGCUCUGUGAUGAGAACUUCUUUGGAUUAACCGCUAUGAUCAAAGGGCCUACCCCAGAUGGGGAAUUGAACUCUAACUUCAGGUACUAUGACGUGUCUAUCAACACCAAGAAGGAACAAUCAAAGAUCAGAGAUCUUUUCUUUGCCAAAAAUAUCAUUCAAAAGAAAAUGAUGCAUGAGACCAAGUUCUCAAGCAUUGAUCAUAUUGCCAAGAGGAUCAGGAAGUCUUUCCAGGUCAUUAACAGAAUUACAAGUAGUAUCUUUAUCAAGUACGUUGAGAAUGGAGAGAAAAAGACAGUAGAUAUUGGCCUCAAGCUAAGAAAUAACAACAAGAAGCUACAUAUCCCUAUUGAUGUGGUGUAUUCAGAGAAGGUCAACAAAUACACCAACUAUCCUGAACAAUUCUGGGGCUUUUCUGAUAAGGCAGAAAGGGUGAUUUAUGACUACCUGACUACCUUCCCAUGGCUCCAGGACUACAUUGAUGCAAGAGCACAUCACGAAGCUGGAAUGAGAAAUAACAGUUACUCGUCCAAAGACAAUAGGCUUAACAGACUAGAAGAUGCUAUGCCAUUCAUUGAAACUGAAGAAGAGAGAGUUCUUGAGCUUAACAGACUCACUGAAUGGCUCUCCAACUGUGAACUAGCCAACAGAUCCUUCGUGCCAGCCGGUUUCAGAUUCUUGUCUAUUGAAUCUAGAGAUGAAAUCGAAAAACAACUUGAGGAAAAGAAGCAAGAAAAGUCAUCCAAAAUUCCAAGUGAGCUCACUAAAGUAGAUCCAAGAUGUAUCUUUGCUGAAAUGUACCCAUUUUGGAAUGGACCAUUCAAGUAUGAAGUAAAGAGCUUCAGAUUUGGUGAUAGAGUUGCCAAUAUUGAUACUUCAAGAAGAAAAUACAUCCCAUUCGGAGACAUUGGAACAGUUGUAGGAUACACUCUUGAUAAGGUCAUUGUGAGGUUUGAUGAGCCUAAUGUCACCCUCACAGAUGUCCAUGAUACAUGUCCUCCAUAUACAGGUGCUGUAGUUGCUCCAAAUAGUUUGAUCAACCUGACUCACCAGGCUGAGCUAAAGUUGCAGACCAAGGACAAGCAAAAUAUCAGACAGGCUCCACCCAGCAAAGGAAAGGGAGGCUAUCAGAAGAACUACAGAGAGGGGCCUCCUCAAGGUAAAAAGGGUGGAUAUGGACAGGGUAAAGGCCACUAUGGGCCAUCCCACGGCAAGGAAGAAACCAAGGAUUCUAGAGGGUAUACUUCUUAUGGCAAGUUUAACCCUAAAGACAGAAAGAGAAACAAGAAGAACUAUGAAUGGGCUUAAUUUGAUCCAAUAAGCUUUGCUCAAAACGG